CAGAAGGAGCAGGAGAUGCUGGGUGUUCACACAGAACCAUGAGGACCAGGAGAGGACAGCGGGUUCCACUAUGGGCCCAGAAGGAGCGGGAGGAGAUGGAGGGAUCCCGUAGGGGGCCAGAAGAUUCAGGAGGUGGUGGCUUCCGAGAUGAAUCCUGAAGAACUGGGAGGAGGUGGAGGUCCUAUUGGUGGUCCUACGGGUGGAGAGAUCGUCCUUCAGAUCCCACUGGUGAUGCCACAGAUCCUCCUGGGGAUCCCAUGGGUGGAGAUGUGUCCUCCAGAUCCCACUGGUGGUGCCACAGGUCCUUCAGAUCCUAUUGGUGGUCCUAUGGGUGGAGAGAUGUGUCCUUCAGAUCCCACUGAUGGUCCCACAGGUCCUUCAGAUCCCACUGAUGGUCCCACAGGUCCUUCAGAUCCCUCUGAUGGUCCCACAGGUCCUUCAGCUCCUACUGAUGGUCCCACAGGUCCUUCAGCUCCCACUGAUGAUCCCACAGGUCCUUCAGAUCCCACUGAUGAUCCCACAGGUCCUUCAGAUCCCACUGGUGAUCCCACUCAUCCUUCAGAUCCCACUGGUGAUCCCACAGGUCCUUCAGAUCCCACUGAUGGUCCCACAGGUCCUUCAGAUCCCACUGAUGGUCCCACAGGUCCUUCAGCUCCCACUGAUGGUCCCACAGGUCCUUCAGAUCCCACUGAUGGUCCCACAGGUCCUUCAGGAGCUGAAGUUGACACCAAAUCACCCGGUGCUUCUCCAAGGAACGGCCACCAAGACGGGACAAGACCAGCCUGCCCAGUUCCCCCAACGCCCCCAAGGUCUUCCCCACCCCGUUCCACCAUCCCUGGUGUCACCCCGAAGUCCUCCAGGUGA
This is a messenger RNA of Tympanuchus pallidicinctus (lesser prairie-chicken), 864 nucleotides long. RefSeq lists its product as uncharacterized. NCBI's taxonomy places the organism in Eukaryota, Metazoa, Chordata, Aves, Galliformes, Phasianidae. The record is from RefSeq and is a predicted model, not a curated record. Bases 148 to 864 code for a protein of 238 amino acids. The transcript is spliced from 9 exons.